GACGGCCGAUACGAAAACUCCACAGGGCAAGAAACAAUAACUCAACUGCGUAAAGCAGUCCCAACUCAUUCAUGCUUGGCCUGAAGAGAAGUCCACACACUGGAAAUACCUAUUGUCAAGCGAUAUCCUUGCUAUUGUAUUGCUCGCAGCACCUAUUGUGUUCGUUUAUUGUGGCGAUGGGUUGGAAGGAGGAAAACCAAGCGGUCUACCAUCUCUCCAACAGAUGAAGGAAUAGUUUUGGAAGUUGCACAUCAAACACGAGCGGCACGUGUUUGAGAUUUGGAUAUAUACAUUUGGACGUUUGUGCGUCUGCCAAAAUGGCCUGGAUACUUGGCCACACGACUUGUAUCUUGACAACGUUGAUAUGGAUAGUUGAAGGGGUGGAGCUGCCGAAAUUCAUCGACUUGAAAAAACACUAUCCUGGCUAUGCGCAAUACGGAGGCCAUUAUCGAGACCAUGACAUCAUCAGAGUGACGAAAGCUCACGCAACGUCAGUGCCACACUACACAUCCGCUUUAAGACUAUCAUACGCCCUCAACAGGAUCGGAGAAGUGCACUCUAUUGGUGCAAACAGACAACAAUUGGAGCAAAAUAACUUAGAAUCUUUCACUGGAGCUCAUGGAGUAAAAUAUAUUCAGGAUCCUAUUGUGUUUGGGCCAUAUUUAGAUCUAAAAUAUAAAUCUCCAGUGGUUAUAAAGCCGGAUGGGAAGGACCGCCAGAUGAUUAUUCUCAAUUUAUACGGCCGUCAAGGCAUAGUAAGAUUAGCGACAUAUAAGUAUAAAACUGCUGAUGCACAUGUUGCAUUGUGGGACUGUGACCACUUUCAUGAGACGAGAGACUGGAGCUUAUAUCGACAUUUAAUAGCUGUGGAAUUCUGGGAGUCACCAGAUUCAUCCUGUGCCGAAUCUAAAGAAGACUUAGCCAUUCUGAAGCGGCCAUUGCGGCAUUCAAGGAAACCACAUCGUCGACGUCACAGCAAGCGAUCAUCGCCAAAACUUGCAGAUCUCCCGUCAGAGGAGUGAAGGACUCUGGGAUACAAAUAACUGAACUUUACCCAGCGGUGCAUGCCAUUCCUUUCUUCAGAGCAGGAAAUAUGUUCAAAUAAUAUCAAACAUUAUGGAAACAAAGGCAAUUUUCUUAACCUCAGAGAUUAAAAACGUGAGACAAAUUGUUUGGAUGAACGAAUCAAUGCCAGUGAUAAUUUCACACAUUAUUUGGAAAUGACCUCAAGUAUGAGCCCACCCCAUGACGUCAAACUCUACAGACUCUUCAAAUAAAAUGUCAUAUAUAGCCUGAUCGGUGUUAUUUUUUGGGGUUAGUUCAAAUAGCUGAAUGUAGGCAUAGCAUAUUCUUUAAAGGCAGCUUUAAAUGCACAAGCUGUAUACGCACAAAGUGUAUUGGUUUACAUACGGUAAACACUGGUUUACAUAUGGUAAACACUGGUUUACAUACACUGUUAACUGUAACCGCCAAAUUUUCGUGCGGGUCUUGUUUUCAAGUAUUUCUGAAAAAAAAAUUUCUUUACAAUUUUUAUUUUUCAAAAAUUUUUUUUUGGCUGACUACCUGAUUUCAAAAAUUGCUGUGAAAAAAAAAUUUCUUCACAAUUUUUAUUUCGUAAAUUUUGCAAUUUGCGAAGAUUUCUGAAAAAAAAAAUUUUUUUUUACAAUUUUCAUUUUCAAGAAUUGAGAUUAUUUCGCAGCCAUUUAAAAUAAAAACUGUGAAGAAAUUUGUUUUUUCAGAAAUUUUUGCCAAUUGCAAAAUUAACGAAAUUCCCAUCGCGAGUACAAUUUAACGCCAACCAACACAAACCAGUCUAGAGAUGUCGAUUUAUGAACAAUUUUGACGGUCCAUUAUAGGUAUGAGUAUGGUAUUUAUGAGUACAUGAUGUUCACGGCUGUGUUUCCAUCACACAUGAUUUCAACUACAUGGACUUGGCACACUAGUAAAAUAUCCCAAGUGCCCUUGUCAAAUUGUCAAGACUGGUGGAGUAUCACCGUUGUUCAAACUCAGAAUAUCAAAUAAGUUUAAUGCACAAUUGGUGAACGUAUCAUAUGGCUAAAUCGAGACAUUGGUAAAAAACUUGUUUCAAAUAAUAAUAAAGUAGCGCUUGUCAGGGUGACACUUGUUUUCAUAAGGCUAAUCCCCCAUGCAACACUUUUCUGAUACAUUGAUGAUUGUCAACUUAUUGUGGCCCAACAGAACUGGUCUUCUAAAAGUCUAAUCACUGACCUUAUCAUGAUUUUCUAAUUCAUAAUAACUGUGAGAAACUGACCAAAUGGUGCCAAAUUAUCACUUACUUAGAAUGUCUGUAUGCCCAAAUCAUUUUGAAAGGUACAUGUAAUUGAAACUGGAAAGACUUUCUUUAAAAAUCGAUUGAACACCAUCAUUUCAGAGGUGAAGGAUUAGUACAGUUUUUGUGCAGUGUGGGAAUGGGUAUAAUGUAAUACUAAGCUGAGGAGUACAGAUCUGAACAUUGUACAUAAAUAUGAAGAUAUUUGCAUGUUUUUUGUAUGUUGUAACUUUAUCAAAGAUGGUUACUCUGAAUUGUAAGUUGGAGUGACCACAUAACAGGAGCAGAUUCAGAGAGGCGAGGGGGGGGGCAGAAAGAUACAACCAUUCACCUUUUUGGAAUGCCCGACUCAUCUUUUUCGGUUAUCUGGAUCUGUGAAAAGUCUACUUGGAUCUUAUGAAGAUUUAUUAACAUUAUUUCGAUUAAAAUAAAGUAUAUUAUACCUAUUUAUUUAAGAAAAUUGUAAAAAUGAUUGGGUGAACCCAACUACACCAUAAUGUGUUCACUGUAGGGAAAUGAAGAGAAACAUUAGAAAACAGGCCAUAACUUUAGUUACAUUUUCCAUGGCCAGGUGGCAGUAGUAUCAAGACUGAUGAGAUUUUUAUAUGAUUUAAGUGUACAAUGCUUUAUAGUAACUUGCUUGUAUGUAGUCAAUAUGUAAAUAAAUAUAUGUGUCAUUCAA
Lineus longissimus is the source of this 2972-nucleotide messenger RNA. RefSeq lists its product as uncharacterized. The record is from RefSeq and is a predicted model, not a curated record. Bases 318 to 1022 code for a protein of 234 amino acids. The transcript is spliced from 3 exons. NCBI's taxonomy places the organism in Eukaryota, Metazoa, Nemertea, Pilidiophora, Heteronemertea, Lineidae.